Neltuma alba is the source of this 942-nucleotide messenger RNA. Its product is annotated as transcription factor MYB113-like. NCBI's taxonomy places the organism in Eukaryota, Viridiplantae, Streptophyta, Magnoliopsida, Fabales, Fabaceae. The transcript has 4 exons. The record is from RefSeq and is a predicted model, not a curated record. The coding region runs from base 97 to 747 and encodes 216 amino acids.
UCUAGACUGACGACGGUGCCACAGUAGAUAGAGAGUGAUAAGAUGGUCAGCGACUCUCAAGGUUUUUAAUCUCUUCGUGACGACCUUGAUUUGUAUAUGAACACAUUGAGUAUAAGCGAGGUCAAAUUAAUGGAGGAGGAGCCAGGGUUGAGGAAAGGUGCCUGGACCCGAGAGGAAGACGAUCUUCUCAAAGCUUACGUUCUCAAGUACGGCGAGGGAAAAUGGCAUCUUGUUGCCCAAAGAGCUGGUCUGAAGUGCAGGAAAAGCUGCAGAAUGAGGUGGUUGAAUUAUCUGAAACCCAACAUCAAGAGAGGAGGCUUCAAUGAAGACAAGGUUGAUAUGAUUAUGAGGCUCCAUAAGCUGCUGGGCAAGAGAUGGUCGUUGAUAGAUGGGAGGCUACCAGGAAGAACAGCAAAUGACGUGAAGAACUUCUGGGAUACCAAAAUGCGCAAUAUUGUUAUUAAGAGACAAGAAAAAGAAAAAGAGGUGAACCAGCUGCUGCGAGCAGAAGAGAAAGGAAAAGUGAAAGAAGCCCGCAUAGUAAUAAAACCACAGCCUUAUGCUUUCUCUGAGAAUUCGCCAUGGUUGAAGCAGAAGAAGAAUAAGCCUGUUACUGCAGCUGAAAGUGCUUCUACUCGUAGCUCUGGCGGCGGCGGUUUUGCACAGCCAUGUCCUCCUGCUGGUAUUGGCAAGAGCGAGCUGUCAGAUCAGGAUUGGUGGGAGAGUUUACUAAAGGAGGAAGAAUGAGAUGAGGGGCAAGAUGGGAAUUCUAUGAUGGAUUUCUUGGACACAGACUUUCUGCAAAUGGAGGGUCUCCGCUGUUGGUGGAGUCACUACUAGUCAUAAUAAAAUUCUAGUCUUAUUGUGAUCCUAAUGAAGGGUCUCCCAGGAAUUUGGAUUAUCUUCUUUUCAGGAAUCAAAAUGUUUUUUUGAAAAUAAAAA